AUGUUGCUAGAUUCCUGCAUCGAAAGUAAUCAUCAAACAAAGGGAAGGUUAAUCCAUGCAAAGAUCUUGAUCACUGGUUUGGGCCAAGACCCAUUUCUUGCUUGCAAGCUUAUCACCUUUUAUUCGGCCUCAAAAAAUGUCAUUCUCUCUAGACUGGUUUUCAAUGGUAUCCUUGAGCACAAUGUCUUUUUAUGGAAUUCCAUGAUCAGAGGAUAUGUUGUUAAUGGGUUUCAUGAGCAGGCCUUGGCUUUAUUCUAUAACAAAAGAGCCGCCGGGAUGAAACCCGAUUCCUACACGUUUUCGUGUGUCCUCAAGGCUUGUGCUCUCUUGUCUGAUCGCAAUCAAGGUAAGGUAUUACAUGAUUUAGUAAGGGAAAGUGGGCUUGAGGAGGAUUUGUUCGUCUCGAAUUCAUUACUCUCAAUGUUUUGCAGAUGUGGGAGAUUCGAACAUGCGAUCCAAUUAUUCAAUAAAAUGCCUGAAAGAGACAGAAUAUCAUGGAAUUCAAUAAUAACUGGUUAUAUAGAACAUGGGUUUUUUGAUGAAGCUAUGGAAAUGCUUCAGAAGAUGAUUGAGAGUGGAUAUAAACCAGAUAGUGUCACCAUUUUAAGUGCACUGGCAGGAUGUCCUUUGGCUUUAGGAAGAGAAAUUCACGGCUAUGCUAUCAGAAAUGGAUUCCACUCUACUUUCAGAGUACGUAAUUCACUGGUUUCUAUGUAUGGAAAAUGCGGUAGAAAUGAUUAUGCAAAUAUUUUGUUUAGGAAUUCAAUCAAGAAAGAUAAAGUGGCUUGGAAUGCAUUGAUUUCUGGUUAUGCCCAGAAUGGCUUUUUUGAUGAAAGCUUAGCUCUCCUCCAUGAAAUGAGACUCACAGGAUGUCAUUGUGAUACAAUUACCUAUAGUGGGAUAAUUUCUGCAUUUUCUCAGAACGAUAGGCCUCAUGAUGCUCUCCGGAUUUUCACCCAAAUGCUCGAUUUGGGCUUGAUUCCUGAUGCUGUUACUAUCACCAGUAUUCUCCCUUCGUGCUCAGAUUUACAGUUCUUUGACUACUGUCAAGAAAUCCAUGCCUACACUUAUAGACACAGUUUGGAGACAGAUAUCAGAAUCAGGAAUGCCCUGAUAUCAGUUUAUAGCAAGUGCAAAUCAAUUCAGAGAGCCCAUCAAAUCUUUACACAAAUUUUUGAGAGAGAUGUGAUUUCUUGGAGCACAAUGAUUGCUGGAUACGCACAAAAUGGCCAUCAUAAUGAAGCCAUAAACACUUUUCGAGAUAUGUGUAACACUAAAACCACGCCUAACCCAAUCACAAUUACCAGUGUCUUAUCAGCUUUUGCCCAAACUUCCAGCCUCAAACCAGGAAAGGAGCUCCAUUUGCAUGCACUGAAACAUGGGUUAUCAGAUCAUACAUAUGUGGGUAGUGCCCUAAUUGACAUGUAUUCAAAAUGUGGGAAAAUUGAGGAAUCCCGAAGGAUUUUCGACAGAAUUAGCGAGAGAAACCUUGUGUCUUGGAAUGCUAUGAUAUUAGCAUAUGCUAUACAUGGUCAGGGUGGGAAAGCUCUCGCGCUUUUCAAGAAAGUCGAGAAGCCUGAUCAUGUUACUUUUCUUUCUAUUUUAUCAGCUUGCAGCCAUGGUGGUCUAGUUGAUCAAGGAACUGAGAUUUUCAACAGCAUCGAGAACUUCGGAUUGAGCCCGAGUGAGGGGCACUAUGCAUGUAUGGUGGACAUGCUUGGUAGAGUAGGGCAGGUCAAAGAGGCAUUGGAUUUGAUAGAGAAAAUGCCUGUGAAAGCUGGUGUGGAUGUAUGGAUGGCUCUUCUUGGAGCUUGUAGAAUACACAGUAAUUUGAAUAUUGGGAUUUAUGCAGGGAGGAGAAUAAUAGAGUUGGGUAGUGAGAACCCAGGUUUUUAUGUGCUCUUUUCAAAUUUUUUAGCAGGUUUUGGGAGGUGGGAGGAGGUGGAAGAGGUGAGGAGGUUGAUGGAGGGGAGAAGAGUGAAAAAGAGAGCUGGGUGUAGCUGGAUAGAGGUUGAUCACAAGGUGCAUGCUUUUGCUGUGAGGGAUAUGACACAUACCCAACAGGAGUGUAUAUACCGCAUGGUGAGGCAUUUGAACAUGCAGAUCAGUUGA
This is a messenger RNA of Amborella trichopoda, 2112 nucleotides long. Its product is annotated as pentatricopeptide repeat-containing protein At5g16860. Lineage: Eukaryota; Viridiplantae; Streptophyta; Magnoliopsida; Amborellales; Amborellaceae. The record is from RefSeq and is a predicted model, not a curated record. Gene Ontology annotation, molecular function: protein binding; RNA binding. Gene Ontology annotation, biological process: RNA modification.